This is a messenger RNA of Dalotia coriaria, 2118 nucleotides long. Its product is annotated as conserved oligomeric Golgi complex subunit 8-like. Gene Ontology annotation, cellular component: COG complex. The transcript is spliced from 4 exons. Gene Ontology annotation, biological process: intra-Golgi vesicle-mediated transport. The record is from RefSeq and is a predicted model, not a curated record. The coding region runs from base 310 to 2034 and encodes 574 amino acids. Lineage: Eukaryota; Metazoa; Arthropoda; Insecta; Coleoptera; Staphylinidae.
CAGUAAUCAAACAGUACAGUCGCGGGUCUCUAGCUUCUUUUUCUUUUUCAAGUUAACAUAAAUAUCGCAUUUUUAAAUGAGAAGCUUUCCUUGACGAUUUUGCAAUUUAAAUUAUGGCAUACAGAUGGUGCUAGUGCUUACUUUAUCACAUGCGCUUAUCUGCACACAUGCAUACAUCUAUAAUAUUGUACGAGUAUUUUGUUUUUGCCUUUUGACAAACCAAAAGUAAAUAAGGUUAGUUGUCAGCCGUGUCAGCAACAAUAAAACAAAUAUAGCACAUACGAAUAGUAGUGUAAAAAAAGUAAAAACAUGUCAGAGGCUUUAGAAAGCACUGACCUCACGGACGCAGAGUAUCUAAACAAGUUAAUCUUUGGAGAAGACUCCAAAAAAUAUGCUUCUAAUGUAUCAGCCCAAGAGUACAUUAAAAAACUUGGUGCUGGCACAGUUGAAGAGUUAACAAAGGAACCAAUAAGACUACAGGAAGAUAAACAAAAUGUGCAAGACAAAACUCAAGAGCUUGCAAUUAGUCACUAUCAGACCUUCAUACAAACAGCAGAGUGUUCAAGAACCUCUUUCAAUCAUUUCAAUCAAAUUGAGGGUAAAGUGAAUGACUUACUGGAGCAUAUUCCUGUAUUUGGGCAGACAUGUGUCAAUUUUCUGCAGUCCAGUGAAGAUAUAAAUCGGAUGAGGAAGCUGAAUACAAUCACAAUUGUUAAAAAUGCACAAUUGCUGGAAAUUCUUGAACUGCCUCAGUUGAUGGACAGUUUUGUGAAGGACAACUUGUAUGAAGAAGCUUUAGAGUUAGCUGCAUAUGUCUACAGAUUACAGAGCAAACAUAAAGAUAUUGCUAUUCUGAAAACUUUGGUAUUGGAAGUUGAUAAACUAUGGCUUGUAAUGCAACGUCAAUUAAUAUCACAAUUAAGUACCGAUAUUCAAUUACCGAAAUGUCUUCAAGUCAUCGGCCACCUUCGCCAAAUGGCGAUUUUUACAGAGACAGAACUUCGACUUAAAUUCCUGCAAGCAAGAAACAGUUGGUUGGAGAAGAGUCUUAAAGAUAUUUCACAAACUGACGCAAAUCAAUUCCUAAGCAAACACAUAGAAAUAACGCGUGUUAAUUUAUUCUCGAUCAUCACGCAGUACCGAGCAGUGUUUAACGACGAUGAGCAUUCGCCUCUCGCGAGCCGUAAUCAAUUAGUCAACCAAAACUGCAUCUUCUUUGGCUGGUUGCGUUUAAAAAUUGAUCAUUUUCUUCAAACCUUAGAAAUGCAUCUUCCACGUGUGUCUUCGGUUGAUACAAUUCUUGGCCAAUGCAUGUAUUUUGGUCUUUCAUUCAGCAAAGUCGGCUACGAUUUUCGCCAGUUGCUUGCUCCGAUAUUUCUAAAAACAAUCGAGCAACAGUUUACUAAUGCGUUGCAAUCUGCAACCAGUGGUUUUGACGUAAAUAUUGAAAAGUUCACUCUUAUCAAUAAGAGUCACACGAAAAUGCCGACUUCAUGGCGGACAAAAUCGCAGGAUCCACUACAACCGCCAGAUAAUUUAAUGGAGUUUUAUCCGCUGGCGGAUUAUACGAACAAGUUAUUGACAGCAUUUAAUAAUUUGAGAUUGUGUCCAGCGUUGAGUAUACUAGAGAGCGUGACACAGCAAUUGGAACGAUCUUUGAUUGCGGUUGCAGGUGGAGUGUUUGUGCUCUACGAGCAGGAACAUCAGGCAUUUACGAUGAAUUCAAAAGAUUCCUUCACGAGAUUGUGCAUGUGUUUUGCGGAUGAUUUAGUUCCGUUCAUCCAGAAAGCUCUGCAUAUUAUUUAUCCCCCAAGUUGUGUUGCUCAGCACCUUGGAAUAAGUGUGCAGAAGUUGCAAGAUAGUGGUAUUGGGUAUUUAAAUCGCGAAGUCAUUGUUGCGAAAAUUGUUGAUUUAUUGCCGGGGAAGGUAAUUAGUUUGCCAAAGGCAGAAAUUAAAGUUGAAGAAAACAGUGAAGAGAAGAUCAAAGAGAUUAACAAUGAGUGUGUUCCUAGUGAACAUACACUUGAGGAAUAAUAAUAUGUAAUGUUGCAAUAAUUUUCUUAUUUUAUCAGGCAAAAACAAGAAAUGAAAUAUGUAAUAUAGAAAAGUACCUUUUUA